Pleuronectes platessa (European plaice) is the source of this 1322-nucleotide messenger RNA. RefSeq names its product receptor accessory protein 5 (gene reep5). NCBI's taxonomy places the organism in Eukaryota, Metazoa, Chordata, Actinopteri, Pleuronectiformes, Pleuronectidae. The transcript is spliced from 5 exons. The record is from RefSeq and is a predicted model, not a curated record. Bases 108 to 677 code for a protein of 189 amino acids.
AGUGAGAGGAAGAGAACAGUGGCGUGAAGUCUCUCGGUGCAUCAGUGUCGCAGUUUGAUUCACAUCCGCAGUUUGUAACGUCUGAAGCUGAACAAGGAAGUGCAGCCAUGGCGCAGGGGCUCCGAGACCGGUUUGACAAGUUCCUCCAUGAGAAGAAUGUCAUGACGGACCUUCUGGAAAAGGUUGAGAAGAAAACGGGAGUGAGCAGGACGUACAUCGCCAGCGCUGCCAUCGCCAUCAUCUCUGUUUACCUCGUCAUCGGUUACGGAGCCUCCCUGCUUUGUAACCUCAUCGGCUUUCUUUACCCAGCAUACAUUUCGAUCAAGGCCAUUGAAAGUGCCACCAAAGACGACGACACCAAAUGGCUGACCUACUGGGUGGUGUAUGGAGUCUUCAGUGUGGCAGAGUUCUUUGCUGAUAUCUUCCUCUCCUGGUUCCCAUUCUACUAUAUUGGAAAGGGUGCCUUCUUGGUGUGGUGCAUGGCCCCGACUCCUUCUAACGGAUCGGUCCUGAUCUAUACACGCAUCGUUCGACCCAUUUUCCUCAAGAAUGAAGCCAAGAUAGACGAUGUUGUGAAGAACAUCAAGGAAAAGGCGUCAGAUGCUGCUGACAAGUUCAAGGAUGAGGCCAAGAGAGCCACAGCUAACAUCAUUUUUGAGGAGAAGAAGGACUCCUAAGAAGGAAGUACAUGACUGCUGUCGCCUCUGGAGCCGAUUCUGUUGCAGAAGAAAUGUUGCCUUGAACAUGAUCUAUUUCAGUCUGUAACCUUUAUCUUCAUCCAUGCUGUAUUCUGCUGCACAUGUGUCACAUGUAUGAACGAAGGAACCCCCCCGCCCUCCCCCAGUCAGUUUACUUUGCCUCGUCAGCUGUCAGAUAACUGACGCGCCUUGUGAACCAAAUAAAGACAAACUUGUUGAAGUGGUUCUCAGAUUUGGAUUCUUUCUAUUUGUUCCUGUCCAUUGUUAGGUGAAGUGAGAAAUGUUCAAGUUUGUAGCCUCUUUCAUUCACAGACAUUCUUGAGUUUCUGUUCAUUGAAUUUCAAAUGAAUCAAAUAAGCAACCAUUUAUUAUCGUCCUCCACUUUCAAGUAGUAGUUUAAAGGUACCAGGUAUUUCUAGAGUUGUAUCAUAUAUUGUUUAUUGAUUGUUUUAUGUCGUUUUCCAUCAACUCAUAUCUAAAGUGACCUAUUUAUUGAUGAAUUAUGAUAUACAUUUUUUGAAAUGAUUUCCUAUAUAUUGACCAGUUAAUGUAACUCAAAAUCAAUAAAUGCAAUUCUUGGUAAUUUACUCAAACUAUGGAUUAAAAAUGAAUCUGUAAAACCUU